AUGAGUUGUUUGAAAGGAUCGGAUGCAAUUAGAAAAUUGAGUAAAGACUGUGGGGCCAAAAAUCCAGAAAAUUUAACAUCAACAAGAUUAAGGAAACAGGUAGCUACUGUAGCACAAUUAUUGAAUCUAUCAGAAAGUGACAUUGAACAAUUAGCCACAUUUAUGGGCCAUUUUAAAGAAGUCCACAAACAAUUUUAUCGACUAUCAGAAAGUACUUUUCAGGUUGCUAAAGUCAGUAAAUUAUUGUUAAUGAUGAAAAAGGAACAAGGGCAAGAGUACAGAGGUAAAAUUUUAGAUGAGAUAGAUAUCAAUAUAGACAGCUUAGUAACAGAUAUUGAAGAAAGCUCAGAUGAAGAAAUAGAUCAUCCUGAAAAGAAGGUACCAGUAAUGACUUCAACAAAAGACAAUAAAUCUGGAAAAAAGAAACAUGAAAGAGUAUGCUGGUCAGAAGAAGAGAAAAAAGUAACAAGAGAAUAUUUUAUAAAACAUAUAUUAUUAAACAAAGCACCUAAAAAAGAAGAAUGCGAAGCAUUAAAAAUAAAAUAUCCACAACUCUUUGAAAAUAAGCCAUGGAAAAAAAUAAAAACUUUUAUUCAUAAUAUAUACAACAAAACUAAAAGGUUGUAA
This is a messenger RNA of Aphis gossypii (cotton aphid), 627 nucleotides long. RefSeq lists its product as uncharacterized. The record is from RefSeq and is a predicted model, not a curated record. NCBI's taxonomy places the organism in Eukaryota, Metazoa, Arthropoda, Insecta, Hemiptera, Aphididae. Bases 1 to 627 code for a protein of 208 amino acids. The transcript has a single exon.